AUGGUCUUCUUCACCGACGCCUACGACCUCUUCUGCAUCUCGCUCGUCACCAAGCUGCUCGACCGCGUCUACUACACCGACCCCACCAAGCCGGACCCGGGCACGCUGCCGCCCAACAUCGCGCCCGCGGUGAACAGCGUCGCCCUGUGCGGGACGCUCGUGGAGCAACUCUUCUUCGGUUGGCUCGACGACAGGCUCGGCCAGAAGAGCGUCUACGGCAUGACGCUGCUGCUCAUGGUGGUCUGCUCCCUCGCCUCUGUGCUCUCGUUCGGGAGCACGCCCGCCGGCGUCAUGGCCACGCUCUGCUUCUGCCGCUUUUGGCUCGGUUUCGGCAUCGGCGGAGACUACCCGCUCAGCACCACCAUCAUGUCUGACCGCAGGGAUUCGGCAUCCUCGCCGGCGGCAUCGUCACGCUUGCACUCUCGGCGGUGUUCCGCAGGGCGUACUAUGGCCUCUUGUCCGCCCGCGCUUGGAGACAUGAAGGGAGAGACGAGAGCUUGCACAGGGAGAUAA
Miscanthus lutarioriparius is the source of this 513-nucleotide messenger RNA. The record is from the annotation of a GenBank genome assembly. Lineage: Eukaryota; Viridiplantae; Streptophyta; Magnoliopsida; Poales; Poaceae.